This is a messenger RNA of Pseudomassariella vexata, 1383 nucleotides long. Its product is annotated as glycoside hydrolase family 16 protein. Gene Ontology annotation, molecular function: glycosyltransferase activity; hydrolase activity, hydrolyzing O-glycosyl compounds. Lineage: Eukaryota; Fungi; Ascomycota; Sordariomycetes; Amphisphaeriales; Pseudomassariaceae. Gene Ontology annotation, cellular component: fungal-type cell wall. Gene Ontology annotation, biological process: fungal-type cell wall organization; carbohydrate metabolic process. The record is from RefSeq and is a predicted model, not a curated record. The coding region runs from base 1 to 1383 and encodes 460 amino acids. The transcript has 4 exons.
AUGUUCCGACAAUAUCUCCUCCCUCUGGGGUUUGUUCUCUUGAGCGCAUCGACCGUCUUGGCCGACACCCAAGCGACAUGUUCCUUGACGAACAAGUGCCCCGAAGAGACACCUUGCUGCUCCCAAUAUGGCCAAUGUGGCGUCGGCGCCUAUUGCCUCGGUGGCUGCGAUCCUCGCAUGUCCUUCUCGCUCGACUCGUGUGUCCCUGAACCCGUAUGCGUAAGCAAAACGUACAAGAUGGACUCGACCGACGGCAUCGUCGACGUGACCAAAUAUCUCGGCGAUCCAACCAAAGCCGACUGGGUCGCCCAAGGCACGCCCCUGCCCUUCGACGGCAAGGUGCUGUUGACCAUGCCUCCUAAAACCGCUGGCACCGUUCUCGCGUCGACGAUUUACAUGUGGUAUGGCAAUGUCAAGGCUAAGAUAAAGACUGGUCGAGGUGCGGGUGUCGUCACUGCCUUUAUUCUGUUGAGCGAUGUGAAAGACGAAAUCGAUUUCGAGUGGGUUGGUACCGAACUGGAGGUUGCCCAGACAAACUAUUACUUCCAGGGUAUCCCUGAUUAUUCUGGCCGCGCACAGAGUGCCAACGCACUCGGCAGGAACCAUACCCACUCGGGUAACAUCACGGGCGUCUCCGACACGUUUGCGAACGAACAUGAGUACGAAAUCCGAUGGACGCCAGAGAAAAUUGAGUGGUACGUGGAUGGAAAGUUGGGACGCACCCAAGAAAAGUCCAAGACGUGGAACGCGAGUUCGAAUCAAUGGGACUUCCCCCAGACACCAGCACGUGUUCAACUCUCCAUCUGGCCUGGAGGUGCAGACACCAACGCAGAGGGUACCGUCAGCUGGGCCGGUGGUCCCAUCGACUGGAACAGUGAGGACAUCAAGAAAUACGGCUACGAUUUUGCCACAGUCGGUGAGCUUACGAUUGAGUGCUACAAAACAAGCUCUGCCCCAGGCACCAACUCGGGCAAGAGUUACACCUUCAAUAACGCCAAAGCCACCAACGACACCGUUAUAAAUGGGGAAAAGUCGACUGUGCUCAAAUCCUUCUUGGGAACCGGACUCGACAUGGACAAGGAACUGCCCAAAUCGUCCUCAUCUAGCGGCACCGCACAAGUCGUCCCCGGUCUGACUGGCGGCGGCCCUGGAGCCAACGGCGAGGCUGCGGGUGACGCAAACGACGGAAGCGGCAGCGGCAGCGGCAGUGGUGCCACGGCUGUCGGCACCGCACCCUCCUGUACGGCGACGGGCUUCUCCCAGGCCUGCGACGGCGGCUCAAGCAACACCAACGAAGGCACUCGUCAACUCUCCCAAGAUCAUGCCUUAGGCGCCAGCGCCUUUGCUGCCCUCGUCGCGGUUGCUGGAAUGCUCUGGCUUUGA